Messenger RNA from Serinus canaria (Common canary), 4454 nucleotides. RefSeq names its product ADAM metallopeptidase domain 12 (gene ADAM12). NCBI's taxonomy places the organism in Eukaryota, Metazoa, Chordata, Aves, Passeriformes, Fringillidae. The record is from RefSeq and is a predicted model, not a curated record. Gene Ontology annotation, biological process: proteolysis. The coding region runs from base 441 to 3218 and encodes 925 amino acids. The transcript is spliced from 23 exons. Gene Ontology annotation, molecular function: metalloendopeptidase activity.
GGAGUUAAAAAAACCAGGGAAAACUCCGGGAGCAGGGAUGGGAGGGGGCACUCCGGAGCCCCCCGGGGCUGGGACCCUGCGGAGGGGCUCAGAUGUUCCAGGGGCGCAGGAUUAGAUUUGGUCUUUGCCAAAACAACAACAACAACAAAAAAUACAAAAUAGCCGACACAAACCUAUUUGAAUAAGGGAGGAAAAAAUAUAAAGAAGAAAGAAAAAAACCCCAACUCCUCUAUGUUUUUUGGGUUUUUUUUUUUUUCCCCAAGCAGCCGAGCCCAGCUCAUCAGCAGCUGAGGCAGGAGCAGGAGGGGUUUUGGAGUUAACUGCAUGCAGGAAAUCUCUCACAUCCUGAGUCCCAGCUCGCUCCUCUCGGUAACUGUAUAUUAUGGGGCUGCUCUCCAGCCCCAGCUGAUGAAAGUUUGUCUCCCUCAGUCUGGGCUGCGAUGUCAAAGCGCCUCCAGGCAGCGCAGCCGCGCUCCCCCCGUGCGCUGCCCCCGGCCCGGCUCCCCGCGCUGCUGCUGCUGCUGCUGCUGCUCGGCCCGGGCUGCCUGCUCUCGCCAUCGCCCCGCGGUGAGGAUGUGGGCAGCAGAGUGGAGUCCCCGAGGCUGCAGCUGUCGAAGGACCAGCCCAAAGAUUAUGAGAUAACAAUUCCCUUCCUUUUGAAUGGAGAGCAGUGGAGACCAGUGGAUGGCAUUUAUUCCAAGAACCACCCAGCACUGCUGCAGUUUGUAAUUCAAGCUGAAAAUAAACAUCUGGUCAUCGAUCUGGAGAGGAAUGAGGGCCUGCUGGCCAGAGGCUUCACAGAGACCCAUUAUCUGCAGGAUGGCACUGACGUGGUUCUCACACGCAACCUCACGGGUCACUGCUUUUACCAUGGCCAGGUCCAGGGCUUCCCCGGCUCCUCCGUCAGCCUCAGCGCCUGCUCAGGACUCAGGGGAAUUAUUGUGUUUGGAAACAACAGCUACAUUCUGGAGCCGUUGGAAGGUGCUACAAGCGAGCACAAGAUCUACCGAGCAGAGAACCUGAGAGCAGCCCCGGGGUCUUGUGGCCACCAGCUGGACAUCCCUGCCACAGGGGCUGCCACCACUGCCACAUCACAGCGUCCUCCAGCUGCCAGGUACAAGAGGGAGACUCUGAGGACAACCAAGUACGUGGAGCUUGUUAUUGUGGCAGAUAAUCGUGAGUUUCAGAGACAAGGCAAAGAUGUGGAAAAAAUCAAGCAGAGGCUGAUAGAAAUUGCAAACUACGUUGAUAAGUUCUACAGACCACUGAACAUCCGAGUGGCCCUGGUGGGAGUGGAGGUGUGGAAUGACAUGGACAAGUGCUCCAUCUCCCAGGACCCUUUCACCAGCCUGCAUGAGUUCCUGGACUGGAGGAAGCUCAAACUCCUACCUCGCAAAGCCCACGACAAUGCCCAGCUGAUCAGCGGGGUGUACUUCCAGGGGACCACCAUUGGCAUGGCUCCCAUCAUGAGCAUGUGCACAGCAGAGCAGUCUGGAGGGGUCGUCAUGGAUCACUCAGAAAACCCUCUGGGUGCAGCAGUGACACUGGCUCACGAGCUGGGGCACAAUUUUGGGAUGAACCACGACACACUGGAGAGGGGCUGCAACUGCAGGGCAUCCACUGAAAAAGGGGGCUGCAUCAUGAACCCCUCCACUGGCUACCCAUUCCCCAUGGUGUUCAGCAGCUGCAGCAGAAAGGACCUGGAGAACAGCCUGGAGAAGGGAGUGGGGAUGUGUCUCUUUAACCUGCCUGAGGUCAAGGAGUCCUUUGGUGGCCAGAAGUGUGGCAAUGGCUACGUGGAGGAUGGAGAGGAGUGUGACUGUGGGGAGCCUGAGGAAUGCACAAACCCGUGCUGCAAUGCAACCACCUGUGCCUUGAACCCAGGAGCAGUGUGUGCACAUGGGCUCUGCUGCGAGGACUGCCAGCUCAAACCAGCGGGGAUUUCUUGCAGAGAGUCCAGCAAUUCCUGUGAUCUGCCCGAGUUCUGCACGGGGGCCAGCCCGCAGUGCCCGGCCAACGUUUACCUGCACGACGGGCACGCGUGCCACGGCGUGGAUGGCUACUGCUACAAUGGCAUCUGCCAGACCCACGAGCAGCAGUGCAUCACCCUCUGGGGCCCAGGUGCAAAGCCUGCUCCUGGGAUCUGCUUUGAGAGAGUCAAUUCUGCCGGAGACCCUUACGGCAACUGCGGGAAAGACUCCAAGAGCUCCUUUGCCAAAUGUGAACCCAGGGACGCGAAGUGUGGAAAAAUCCAGUGUCAAGGAGGAGCAAACCGACCCAUCAUCGGUACCAAUGCAGUUUCCAUAGAAACCAACAUCCCACUCCAGGAGGGUGGCAAGAUCCUGUGCCGUGGCACCCACGUGUAUUUGGGGGAUGAUAUGCCUGACCCUGGGCUGGUGCUGGCAGGAACCAAGUGUGAAGAUGGAAAAAUUUGCCUGAACCGGCGGUGCCAGAACACCAGUGUUUUUGGAGUCCACAAAUGUGCCACCAAGUGCCAUGGGCGGGGGGUCUGCAACAACAAAAAGAACUGUCACUGCGAGGCUGACUGGGCCCCCCCCUUCUGUGACAAGCCAGGCUUUGGUGGCAGCGUGGACAGUGGGCCCAUCAGACAGGCAGACAAUAAGAGUUUGACCAUAGGAGUGUUGAUAACAAUCCUGUGCCUUAUCUUUGCUGGAUCAAUCAUGUACCUCAAAAGGAAGACUUUCAUGAGGUGGUUGUUUACAAGCAAGAAGACAACAAUAGAGAAAUUAAGGUCUGUGAGUCCAGCAAGACCUUCCAGUUCAUCUGAGCCAAAUCAUGUUCAUACCAUAUGUGUCAGUAAAAACCUCAUUGUGAAGCCACAAAAUACAGCCAUUCAGAAAAGGGAAGGCCCCAGGCGGCCGCUGCCGUAUCAGAUCAUCGACAUCAGUGACCCUGUGAAGACACACGAGGUGCCACCAUUAAAAACACCCCAGAGAGUCCUGCCACCCCUUCCCCAGCUUCCAGGCCACCAAGCUGGGCCUGAGAGACCCCUGCCAGCUAAUCCUUCACUGAGGUUCUCCCAGGAGCCGCCCAAGCCCAGCGCCCCUCGGAAGCCGCUCCCCGCGGACCCGCUGGGCCGAGCGCGCCGCGGCCCCGCCGGCCGGCCCCGGGCUCUGCCUCACGUCAGCCCUGCCAGACCUGCUCCCAAGCAUCCACCACAGGUAUCCAGGUCCAGCAACACUGUGGAUGUGAAAUGAGUAGAAAACCUGACACCUUUAUUUUAAAAAGUGAAGACAGAAGUUUGCACUAUCUUUCAACUCCAGCUGGAGUUCAUUUCUAUGACAAUACUUAGAAUUUUUAAUGUUUAAAACAGCAUUAUUUUUAAGAAUUCUGAGCUACUGCCUUUGGUGCUGUGCUGUGCUAUGGUGCUCUGUAUACUUGCUCAGGUACUUGUAAAUUAUUAAUUUAUGUUGAAUAUUUAUUACAGUGCAGUGCACUGUAGUAGAUAUUUUUACCAUAGCUGAGUUUUCCUAAAAAGGAAACUUUUUUUUUUGUAAUAUUUCACUGAACUUGAAUAAUUCUGCUCUGUUGGUCCUGUGUAGAUUUCUUAGUUUUGUUCUUUAAGGGGUGCUGAUACAGAUCAAUGAAAUGUGUAAACAGCUCCAUCUCAAUGGUCCUUACCCAACUUCUGAGUAAAUAUGGCAGGGUGAAAAGACAAAAUCUCUCCUGGAACUGGGUGAAAUGCCCAAGACCUGCACACGAGGUGUGGCCUGUGUGUAACCAAAGGCUCCCUCUGUUUCUGCAGCUGUACUGUAAUCUCCAUUUUCACGUUACUGUGUGAGAUCUCCCAGGAAUCUCUGUGCUGAAAGAGGAUGCAUCCACCUGGGAGAAGUCCUCUCACUGAAGAUGUACUGUAUAUCACCAAGCUGUGGUGCUUUUAACCUCAUUUUCCUCAAACACAGCCUGCUCAGUCCAUAUUAAUGCAGGUAUCAGGCCUCCCUGUGCCAUCUCCUUUUUGAUGCUUUGGUAAUUAAAUUCCACCAUCUCAUUGUUGUCCUGAUUAGACUGGCAGUGCAUUGCACCCAGGGCUGGGGGGAAGCCAAGAAUUACAUUUAAAAAUCAAUUUUUAUAUUAUUUCCUUUUGCCUCACUGCUCUGCUUAUCACCUGUAUUUUGCAUAUUUACUACUGUUUUGUAUUAAACUUCUACAACGUUGCUCCAGGUUUCUUAAUUCCCAAAUCAAAAUGUGUGUUUUAAUACAUAGACUUGGAUUAUCCAAAAAAAAAAAAAAAAGUUAAUCUCUGUUAUGUGAUUCCACCUGAUCUCUUCUGUGCCUUCUCAGUAGCACUGCUGAACGCAGUUUCACCUGUAAAAACAGCAAUUUUUAACUUUCAGUUGAAGCAGAGGGAGAAGGGACUGUCAUCUCUAAUGGUUUCCUCAUUGCUUGUGGUUUUUGUUUCCUUAAUCAAAAAUAAAAGCAUUGACAGAUACUCA